This is a messenger RNA of Pestalotiopsis fici W106-1, 729 nucleotides long. RefSeq lists its product as uncharacterized. Bases 1 to 729 code for a protein of 242 amino acids. The transcript is spliced from 3 exons. NCBI's taxonomy places the organism in Eukaryota, Fungi, Ascomycota, Sordariomycetes, Amphisphaeriales, Sporocadaceae. The record is from RefSeq and is a predicted model, not a curated record.
AUGGCAUUCAGCAUACGCCAGUACCCGUCCCCACGCCGACACCCUCGCGCAUCGUGCCUCCCGGUACCCCAGCGAGUUGCCAAGGACCAGGGCUACGGUGUAGUCAAGUUGCGCGCAAGUAACUAUCGCGAUGGCAAGCCUACUCGGUACGAUCUCGUCUGCGAUCGUGGAGGAGUCAAGUACAACAGCACUGCCAAGAAACGGAAUCCGAGUACGCGCAAGGUCGACUGCCCUUGGCGAGCAAAGGCUGUCUGUGAGGUGUCGCUAGCAAACCAGUGGCGAUUUGCCGUCCAAGAUGCCAGACACAACCACGAAGCCCGGGUACCCGCUGCACCCCCGGGACAAGAGAAUACACCUCUUGCCCAGAGCAUCCGCAGUCUCACUAAUAAGCUUGACCGCAUCAGCCAUGACAUGUCGCAAGGUCUCGGACGCAUAUCAUCGCAAAUGGAGAACAUUGAGAAGAGAUUGGUUGAUGUUGAGCAGAGGGUCAUCAGCAUGGACACCAGAAUGUCUGGCAUGGAGCAAAGAGAUGGAGAAAUGGGUGUUCUUUCCGACAACAUGACGAUGGAAGGCUCAAUGCUGGGGCAGGCUGACGAAGUAGUGGCCGACAUGAUGUCGACGGUAUCUUCGGCACCGGCCCAUGCUGCAUCAAGUCGUUCUACGUCACCAAGCGAUCAGGAGGCCCAGAGGCCUAAGCCGGACCCGGCCUACAAGAUGUACGAUGACUGA